AUGUCCGAAGAACCUAAACGUAACUUCAAUUUGAAAUUUUGUACAGUCUGUGCGUCUAAUAAUAAUAGAUCUAUGGAAUCUCAUAGAGUGUUGAAAGAGGCAGGUUAUGAUGUCAGUUCAUAUGGAACAGGUUCGGCAGUUAGACUUCCUGGUUUGUCAAUAGAUAAGCCUAAUGUCUAUUCUUUCGGUACUCCAUAUAAUGAUAUAUAUAACGAUCUGUUAUCACAAUCAGCAGAUAGAUAUAAAGCCAAUGGGUUAUUACAGAUGUUAGAUCGUAAUAGAAAAUUAAAGAAAGCACCAGAAAAAUGGCAAGAGAAUAAGGGUAAGAUAUUUGAUUUUGUUUUCACUUGUGAGGAAAGGUGUUUCGAUGCAGUUUGUGAGGAUUUGAUGUUUAGAGGAGGCCAUUUGAAUAAAAUCGUACAUAUUAUAAAUAUCGAUAUUAAAGAUGAUAAUGAAAAUGCAAAGAUCGGUGCAAAAGCCAUAUUAAAAUUGGCCGACAUGUUAAGUGAAAAAAUUGAAGUAUGUUCUACACCGGCAUCUAAUGUAUAUUUUGAAGAUAUUAUAAAUAAUAUAUUGACUGAAUGGCAAAAACUUUAUCCUAAACUACCAUGUCUUUACUCGCCCGCAUUUUAUUAA
This is a messenger RNA of Arxiozyma heterogenica, 636 nucleotides long. RefSeq names its product RNA polymerase II subunit A C-terminal domain phosphatase (gene SSU72). The record is from RefSeq and is a predicted model, not a curated record. The coding region runs from base 1 to 636 and encodes 211 amino acids. Gene Ontology annotation, molecular function: RNA polymerase II CTD heptapeptide repeat phosphatase activity. Gene Ontology annotation, cellular component: nucleus; mRNA cleavage and polyadenylation specificity factor complex. The transcript has a single exon. Lineage: Eukaryota; Fungi; Ascomycota; Saccharomycetes; Saccharomycetales; Saccharomycetaceae. Gene Ontology annotation, biological process: termination of RNA polymerase II transcription.